CUAGUGCGGCUACAGGGGGAUGUCCCACCCUUUUUAAUACAAGCUGAGAACUCCGUGGAUUGUAUCGGCUCUACACAAGCAGGACUAACGUCCAAACUUUAGCAAGAUGACGACGCGGUCGGAGAGAGAAAAAGCCCAGAAACUGAAUGAGCAGCAUCAGGCCAUUCUGUCUAAACUGCUGAGAGAAGAAGACAACAAGUACUGUGCUGACUGUGAGGCAAAAGGACCUCGAUGGGCAUCAUGGAACCUGGGGGUGUUCAUGUGUAUCCGCUGUGCCGGCAUCCACCGUAACCUGGGCGUCCACAUCUCCAGAGUCAAAUCUGUCAAUCUGGACCAGUGGACACCUGAGCAGAUCCAGAGCAUGGUGGACAUGGGCAACACCAGGGCCAGACAGCUGUAUGAAGCCCACCUACCAGAGAACUUCAGACGGCCUCAAACAGACCAAGCAGUGGAGGUCUUCAUCCGGGACAAGUAUGAGAGGAAAAAGUACUUCGACAAGGAGGCCCUGGCCACAGCUCCACAGAAGUCAUCUGAAGCUGCUCCUCCCUCCACCUCUCCGUCCUCCCAGGCUGACAGGAGCAGACAGGAGAAGGAGCGUGAGAAGAAAAAAGAGGAGAAGAAGAAAGAGAAGGAUGUUGAUAAAGGGGAGAGACACAACAACACAAAGCAGUCAGAGUGCCGAGCCAGUCCCAAGAAAAGCACAGAGUCAGCUGUGGACCUGCUGGGCCUGGAUGCUCCAGAGGGUGGUGGGAAGAGCCCGGGCAGUGGCGCACCAAUCAGUGAUGAACUGGACAUCUUUGGACCAAUGGUCUCCAACCCUCUCCCCUCAGCCAACAACACACAGCAGGCUCAGUCUGGUUCCAGUAUAGCACCUCAGCAGGCAGACCCCUCCACCUCCUCCUCCACCGCCUCCUCUACCUCCACCACUACCACCACGAAGGCGGAGGAGAAGAAGCUUUUAUCUAAAGACUCCAUCCUGUCUCUGUAUGCCAGCAGCUCAGUGGGCAGUCAGCCGCAGAGCCAGCAACAGCCUGCUCCAGGACAAGCAGGUAUGUACAUGGGCCAGCCUCAGAUGCCGUUCACCCCACAGGGCUUCACCCCCGGAAUGGGCGGAGCCAUCCCACCCGCCACCAUGAUGGGUGGAGGGGCCAUGAUGUCUGGCAUGGCUCUGCCUAAUGGGGGCUACAUGGGCAUGCAGCAGCAGGGCGUGAUGCCAGCAAACCAAGGACAGAACAUGUACAAUAUGCAGCAGGGACAGCAGCAAGGACAGUGGAAUAUGAGCCAGAUGACCCAGCAGAUGUCAGGCAUGGCUAUGAGCGGUGCGGGGCCGACGUCAGGAGUCCCCGCGGCCAGUUGGCCCGCGGCUCCACCGACGGCUUCCGGCCAGACCCUCAGCACUCAGCUGUGGAAGUGACGAGGACGGGGGUCCAGAGGAUGGGUAGGGGAAAACAUGGGGCAGUCACAUGGAAGCAAAACAGCCAAAGUUGCGUCCAACCGGGGCCCAUCUCCUCACAUCUCUGAAUAAAAAAACGCACAGCGGGGGCAGUUCGAUUGCCCUAAAUUCCCCUCCCAAACCCUACACACCUUCACCAUCGUUACUUUAAAAAGCCAACAUGACAUCACACUUGGCAAAAUGAAAAAAAAAGAAAAAAAGAGAAAGACUGGCAGCUGUUGUGUCCUGUCUUUAUUCGAUUUUCCUCUUCUUUUUUUGUUUUCCUUUUGUUGUUGUUGUCUGAAGAAAGAGACAAAAACAGCAUAAGAAAAAAGAAAGCUGCUGGACCAGUAACUCCAAGUCCUAUUAUAGUAAUAUUAUAUCAUUACCAAAAUGGAUAGUUCGUGCAUAGUCUUUCAGUACGUACAGUAGAUAUGGCUAUCUUGUGGUUGGUUUAUGCUACCCUGUCCUCACCCCUCCCUCUGCAGUAUAAAUUGUAACCCUCCCCCUCCCCCUCUCCCUCUCCCUCCCCCUCUCUCUGUAGGGCGAGCAGAGCCUCGUAGCAGAUAAUCGUCUGAGCAGUACUGUAUCUAUGUGAAUAUGAUGUGAAACCCCCCACUUUUCCAGAGCCAUAGGAGAGAGGUUGAUGCUUUGACUCUCAACAACUUUGGUUUGACUUGUACUUGUCACAUGGCACUCUGUGGCUGGGGGGGAUCUGGAGACAAGGUUCUCCCUUUACUUAAAAGCAUCCUGUGAACUAAGUUUAGCGUUGCUAAAUACCAUAGGGUUUGACUGACGUGGGUUUAAAGCUGCUUAUACAGUAGAUGUUACUUUGCACUGAUUCACUGAGUCAUUCUCACAUAAUUUGACCAUUUUAUCGCAAAGAAUUCUAAAACAUUCUGAGUAUUAAGUCAAACAGUGUCUCACCACAACCACUUGAGGUUAUAUUUUUUUUUCUCCCCCACAGCAGCCUGUGUAACACUGAUCUGCUCUGCAGUGAAGAUGUUAUACACCAGUGGUUCCUAACCUCAGGGCUGGGGGACACGAUACACCUGAGGAGUCGCAUCAAUGUAACUCUCACUGAAAGUUAUUAUUGAUAUUGAAUUGGAGCCGGGAAAUGAUUAGCCUAUCUUAGCGCAAACACUGGAAUCAGGGGAAACAGCUAGCCUGGCUCUCUCCAAAGUUUGAAAAUACACCUACCAGCACCUUUAAAGCUGACUCAUAAACAUGUUAUAUCUUGAUUGUACAAUCAAACAUCUGUACACAAAGAAAUUGUAGAUAGAACCUGAUUAACUGUUUCUCCUGCUUACAGUCCUUUAGCCAAGCUAAUUAAUAGCUUCCUGAGUCUCGCUCCAUACUUAACACACAAUAUUGAUCUUUUCAUCUCACCCUGCAAACAAACUAAUAAGCGUUUAUCCAAAAUAUCAUGAUCAUACACACAUGGCAGACCAAACAAAGUAACUGCACAUUGUUCACUCCACUCCCAUAGCUUCAAAAGCACAAAUCAGUGUGCUUUUUUCAGUCUAACACGUUUGCAGAUAUUUCCGUUGGAUUCAUUUAACUGGCGCUAGCAACGGUCCUGAAAACUGCAGUAUUCACUUCACACUUUAACAGACUGUCUUAAGUCAAGACAGUUAAGGCAGUCAGCCGGAUAUUUUAGAUCUACUGGAUAAACAAAAACUUGCCCAGCACUUGUUACAAAUAGAUAUUCCUUUGCUUAAAAGCCAAGAAAUGUUGGGAACCACUGAUGUGUAUAUUUAAGUUCACUGCACUGAAUGUGACAACACCAUCUGGCCAGUUCCUCAGUAUGGGUGCUUUUAUCAGGGAUGACUGUGUCCAACCCUGUUUCUCUAACUGCUAGCUGGUUAAAACCAACCCAAACCUCCCCUGGGUGUCUUUGGUAGCCUUGCUGUGAUGUGUUGAAGUGUUUUAAAACCAAAUGAGCUGGGUUCAGUAGAAACCGAGCUUUGACCCAGUUAAGACGGUUCCUUGUUGUUGAAAUGAGCCGUUUCCCCCUUCGCUCCCUGAGGCAAAUUAAAGCACGACUGGAAUCACAGCAGUUUGUCUCUUCUGCACUUUAACUGGCAGAGCAGGUACUGUAUCUCUCACUGUGUUGUGGUUUCGCCUCUCAGAUCGCUGUCGGGGAACGGCAGAGAUAAGUGAACUGUCACUUCACUUCCAACUGUGGGGUAGAAAAUCCAUUUAACUUUUUUUUUUUUAUUAUUAUUCUUUUCAAAACUGGGACCAGUGUGACACCCAAAAUGUUUCUCCUUCCAUAUAUGAUGCUAUAACCGCGUGUUCUGCCAUCCGCCAUCUUUAUUGUGAUGUUUUGUUGUGUGCAGUACAAGAAAAGCACAGUUAGUCAUAAGCAAAUAAACCUGGACGACCAAUCAGAGGGCUAGACUGGCAGGAGGAGGACAGUGUGGAGGGACAGGAUUGGACAGUGAUGGAGAAAGUGGGACCUGUAUGAAAUCACUGGAUGGGUCCCAUCAUCACUGUCCAGUCCUUGUUUAUUGGGAGUGAGAACAGAGGAGCAGGAGGAGAAAUGAAUAAAACACACACACACACACAUGCACACAGAGCUACGAUCACACUGCCGAGCGCCAACGCAGAGAUUCAUGUCCGUAAACACAGGGUCCCUCUGCCAUGCAAUAACUGUAGCACUCUGUUACACAUGUGGCCAGUGUGAACGACACAUAUUCAAUAAAUCUAACGUCCUCCAGGUUUAUUUCCGAUGUGUUUACAUUUUCUGGUGCCUAAUACAGAGAAAAAAAAGUGGUUUCCGUGCAUUAAAAUAAUAAAUACCAAGAAUAUUUUUUUUCUGUGUUCAUCUUUGUCCAGUGACUCUUUUAAUAGUACAAGUACUGUUUUAUCUUUUGGGAAUU
Toxotes jaculatrix (banded archerfish) is the source of this 4317-nucleotide messenger RNA. It is a transcript of the gene smap1, whose product is annotated as small ArfGAP 1. The coding region runs from base 107 to 1414 and encodes 435 amino acids. The transcript has 11 exons. The record is from RefSeq and is a predicted model, not a curated record. Gene Ontology annotation, molecular function: GTPase activator activity; metal ion binding. Gene Ontology annotation, biological process: regulation of clathrin-dependent endocytosis. NCBI's taxonomy places the organism in Eukaryota, Metazoa, Chordata, Actinopteri, Toxotidae.